GUAAUAUUAAGUUCUUUAAAUUUAAAUGACUCAGAACAAAAUAAACGAAGAUAUACAGUAUAUUAUCGUAUAUUUAAAGAAUCAGAAUUAACAACUGCCACGAUGGAACCUAACAAAUUACAUACACGAUUAUAUUCAAUAGAUGAAAUCACACAUGAACAUUUAGACUAUUUUCAUUCAGAAUUUAUAUGUUUCAUGAUUUAUUGUUCACAAUUGGAAAAUGAUGUGAAAAAAACUUUCCAU
This is a messenger RNA of Schistosoma turkestanicum, 243 nucleotides long. The record is from the annotation of a GenBank genome assembly. NCBI's taxonomy places the organism in Eukaryota, Metazoa, Platyhelminthes, Trematoda, Strigeidida, Schistosomatidae.